GAAGAGGGAGGAGAGAGCAGAGAGGAUCCUGAAAAGAAAAGAAAAAAAGACGGGGGAGAGGAGAGGAGAGGGGACGACGGGACGGGAGCGGCGGAGCUGAGCGGCGCGGCGCGGCGGCUUCUGGCGCUGCUUCCUUGCCUCCCAAAUCCCCCUCGCGAGGAUCCAUCACCUUCUUCGUCUUCUUCGACAUUGCAGCGUAAUUGGAUCUUGAGCAAGAGGCGCCGAGGUUUCGCUGCUUCCUCCCGUCGCCGGCUUGUGGGCUACGCACCUACCCCCUGGUGCCGGUGCUGCUGCUUCCUCCGGGGUUGCACCCUCUCGUGCUCCGCCGCACUUGACCUGUUCGACGAAAUGCCGGGUUUUUGGGUCUCUCUGUGCUUGCUGAGGUUGAGCACCUUGAGCUGCGCGCCCACGGUGCCGGUUGGGCGCCGCAGAUGAAGUCUCGUCUGCUCAGGGCAGUUGCUUUUUCUUAUCAGCAUUCUAUAACCGGUGUGCUUUUGCCCUGCAGGGCUACUGACGCUCCUGCUUGAUCCGGCCUUGUCAUCCUCUAACUUGUCUUGUUGCUAAACUCAGGUGAUCAACUACGGUCCUCAUUGCACAUGUACUGUUUGGUGAAAUGCGCGUGAGUUAGCAUGUGUUUCUUGGUUACCCUGCUUUCUAGUAGGUAGCUUACGUUCUGUCGCCACACUCUCGUUCUGCCUUCGAGAUAUCACCACCUUUCUCGAGACCUCUUACUUCGAUGAAAUGCUCGUGAGCUACGUCCUCACCUUCCCUUUUGCAAGACUGUGACCGCAUACUCAAUUGUGCUCUGUUCGCUCCGUGCUGACUCAACUUGACUGCUCGCGUGGCUACGCUGCUCCUCAUAACUCUAAGAUCGGUGUCCAGUGGUUCUUCCUCUUUCACGAGACCGUGACUGCAUACACAAUUGUGCUCUGUUCGCCCUGUGCUGCCUCCACUUGAUUGCUUCUUUCGCUACGCUGCUCUUGCUAACCCUAAGAUUGGUGGUGUUCUGCUGUUCUUCUUCUUCCUCUUCCGCGAGACUGUGACUCGAUAUUCAGGGCUGCAAGGAUCCCCAAGGCCUCUCCUUUGCUGGUGUGCUUGCUCGUCUGCGUCAAGUUGUUUCGUCGGACUUAUUGUGCUAAGGAGGUUGCUAUUCAUGUUUUAAGUCCCAAGGAUCUCAAUCAGAAGGGCUUGGUCAGCAAGAAAAAUUCAUUUUAAGAUCAGCAUCUAAACAACGGUCUUCGAUUCACAACAAGGGCAGAGCAGAAUGGAAGACACGACCAACGAGGUGGUCCAUACGCUUGAAUAUCAGCUAUUGCACGCUUGCCAUUAUGAAGAGACAAUGAUGGCUGAGAGCUUCUUGAAGAUGCCCUCAGGCCCAAAUUUUGAUCAUGUACAAUGGAACUUUCCCAGAUUGGUCAUGGAUCUCAAGGAUCCAGAUGAUCUGCAUUGCCUAACACUCAUGAAAACCUGUGCUCAUAAGAACAUCUUGCAACUGAAGACGGUUAAUGUAGAGGGUGCUCAUCUUGUAGUUUGGACCGAGCCAUACACAGGCAGGUUGAUUGAUUUACUCAGGAAAAUGAAAUCAAAUCUUGGCAAUCCCAUAUGUCCUCCUCCAUGGGUGGUUCCUUCAGAUGUACUGCAAAUAAUUGUGGACCAAGUACUUGAUGGCAUGGGACAAUUGAGACUCGAUGGCAAGUACCAUGGAAACUUUUCACUCGAAAACACGUAUUAUCACAUGGAAUCAGGGAAGCCAAUAGUCAAGCUUGCCAAUUUUAGAGUGAAAAAAGAAGCAAAAUUGCGGCAAUGCCAGUUAGAAGAUGUUUGGGAUAUUGCUCGUGCUCUUGAUGAGAUUUGCGUUAUCGCUGAAGAGUGUACUAGGACAGGACGGGUACCUUUGGACUGUUAUCUUGUUGCUGAUCUUUCAAAGAAGCUGAAAGAAGUUUCAUUAGGGGACUUGGUUACUGUUAUGAAAGACAUCAAGAAACAUAGCUUCUUUUGGGGCUCCUAUCAGAGGAAAAGGUUUUUCGUAUGUGAUCUGCCUUUCGCCUUAAGGAGCUCAGAUUUCAAGAAGGAUGUUGAAGCUUCGUCAACUCUCUGUACUAUACCAUGGGAUACUGAUCCAUAUUCUGGGCUCCUUCAAGACAUGAAUCAGUACCGCGCACUCCAUAAGAAGCACGCAUACGAUGGAUCUAAGAAGACGGGAUUUUGUUCGUUCUGCAGCGGGUUAUACAGCCAUGAGUUUGAGCUUCCUGUCGUUCAGAAUAGACGUGUUUGCGUUGACAAGGUCCUUCAACAAAGACAUAGAAAAGCCUGUUUUGAGAUGGUGGGUAUGAUGCCCGACAGAGAGACCAAGUAUAUGCUAUCCAAAAAAGAGGCUGCAUGAGGUGCAUUGUGGACCACCUACCUUUUCUUGCUAUUUGAAGUGGAUGCGUCCUCCAAAGGCUGAAACUUAUUUAGCAUACUGCUGUAUGAAUAAAGAAAAGCAAACAAAUGCAGUGUAUAUUGUUCUGUUUUGGUUCCAGUGAUGAACUCUCAUGUAGAGCAUACUAAGAAGACUGUGGGGUUCUAGGAACAUUUUUGUCUGUUGUGUCACCUGCUACUGGCGUGGAGAGUAAAGAACCUAGAAUAUCUUAGUUCUGUUUCA
Triticum aestivum (bread wheat) is the source of this 2644-nucleotide messenger RNA. RefSeq lists its product as uncharacterized. The transcript is spliced from 16 exons. Lineage: Eukaryota; Viridiplantae; Streptophyta; Magnoliopsida; Poales; Poaceae. The coding region runs from base 1265 to 2383 and encodes 372 amino acids. The record is from RefSeq and is a predicted model, not a curated record.